This is a messenger RNA of Selaginella moellendorffii, 1851 nucleotides long. RefSeq lists its product as uncharacterized. Lineage: Eukaryota; Viridiplantae; Streptophyta; Lycopodiopsida; Selaginellales; Selaginellaceae. The transcript is spliced from 5 exons. The record is from RefSeq and is a predicted model, not a curated record. Bases 336 to 1598 code for a protein of 420 amino acids.
CGUCGGAUGGACGUGUCCAUGGCGAGUUAGGUCGCUUCAGCUGGAUCGAGCUCGAGGGUUUUGCUAUGCCACGACGCCGCCGAGGGGAGCAGGCGCUGAUGCGGCGACGCAGCUAGGCGAGAUCUCGGCGAGCGCCUUCUAGAGGUAAGAUUUCGGUCCAGGGAUCGAUCGAUCCAGUCGAGGCUACAGCGCGCCCUCAUCCUCGCUUGCGCUGGCUCGAUUUCUAGGCGAUGGCGGCAUUGUCGCUCCCGGGGCGAGGGUCGGGGCAUCUACAUUGGCCAGUAGAUGCCGAUUUGUAGCAGUGAGUGUAGGGAUUGCCAUGCCAGUGGAAGGAUAUGGCCGUCGGCCGGGUGUUAAUGAAGGUUAUGGGGAAGAACGAUGAGGGAGCUCCAUCGUCGGCGGCUUUGGAGACCGAGGGUCCCGUGAAUCCACAGGACUGCCGCUCGUGCUUCCAGAGGUCGACUUGGAGAUGGAUCGUCACGGUGGUUCUCAGCUUGCAGCUCUUGGUGUUUGUUUUGCUCACCGUUGGCAUUCGUAGAGGACACAACGGUGCGAAGAACUCUUUCAUCGAAGCUCCAUUCAUGUUCACGUUUAAGCUCCAGAGAUCCGCUUCAGUCAUCGAAAGAUACAAAGCGGAGCUUGAGGCAAAUCUUUCGAGCCAUAUCCCUUCCUCAAACAUGAAGGUGUCUCUAUUGUACGUAAACCAAACCAACGAUUGCAGAUAUGCCGAAGUUCGCUUUCAGCUCCUUCCCGACCAUCGGGCGCCUUACAACGAGUCUGCUGUCAAGAAGAGCCUCGUGAAGUUUUUCCUGCAACAGAGGAACCUUUCUCUGACGCCAACGACAUUCGGACAAGUGUACGAUUUCCAAAUCAACAAGUUUCCUGGUGGAUUGAGCAUCGUCCCUGGGAAGUGGCAGAAGUCUCUCAGGAGGCCGUCGCUUUUCAACUUCACAUUGCCCAACAGUACCAUCUCAGGCGUGAGUAGCAACUUUCGAGUUUUCAAGCAUCAGCUCGCGGGUGGGAUCAGUCUGCAACACAACGAGACUUUGAUCGCUCGGCUGACAAAUCUAAACGGCUCCACGGUGGAGUCUCCUGUCAUCAUACAGGCUACGGUAUUCCCUGCCGGACGCCAUUUUUCUUCGACGAGAAUAAGGCAGCUGGCUCUCAAGGUCUCAAGGCACCGGAAGAACCUCAGGCUAAACCAUACGCUGUUCGGGAGGGUGAAGGAUAUACAACUUUCGCCAAUGUUUCGGCACGCUCUGGGACUUGAUAUCGCUCCAAGCCCAGCUCCAAGCCCAGCUCCAGUCUCAGGUGGGUCGCAGGAAUACACAGACUACAGCUAUGGACGCUCCCCAAAGUUGUUCUAUCCUGGAGCUUACGACGCCCCAGCUCCCGCUCCGGUUUACUCCAUCCAGACCGGGUUUGCAAAGUCACCGGACUUCGUCUCGGCUGCUCCAGAUUUUCCCGAUAAACUUUCGGGAGGCAUGGCUUUUGUUCCGGGAGUAGCAGAGCCUCAGAGUUCUUCAAGUUGGUAUUCUCAGAGAUUAUCAGCUAUGCGAAAUGUGCUAGUGGCAACGGCGAUCGCUCUAAUGCUGUGAGAGAUCGAUCGAUCUAUUCAUCCAUCGAUCGCCAAAGAAAAGAAUGGAGAAUUGCCGGCAAGCCAGGCACGAAGAAAGAACUCUACAGGAGAGAGAGGUCUCGUGUAAAUAAGUAACGUCUGUGUUGUCCUAACCUUCGGAGAUUUUGGAUCGCCAGCCCGAGACAAAGGUCUCGCGCUGGAUGGAAAGAAAAAAAAUUACUCCUAAGAACAAAGUGAAAAAGUAAUAAAGGAGAGACCAUUUUAAGGGUUUA